This is a messenger RNA of Schistosoma margrebowiei, 789 nucleotides long. The record is from the annotation of a GenBank genome assembly. NCBI's taxonomy places the organism in Eukaryota, Metazoa, Platyhelminthes, Trematoda, Strigeidida, Schistosomatidae.
AUGAGCAAAGAUCAUAAACCACGCGUUCGCAAACGAGCAACACAUAUUGUAACUGAUUCGAGGCCACGGCAUAAUUACGGAAGCGAGAAACCACUGUUUGUCUAUUCAUGUAUCUGUGGUCAAAUGUCACUGAUAAUUGACUGUCUAGUAGAGAAACUACCAAGGCGUCCUAGAGAUGACGCCAGAGUUAUUGAUGGAUCCAAACGCGCUCAUAAAACAACAGCCACGGCUGUUAAUCCACUCACUCCAAUUUAUAUACGUUGGCCAAAUGGAAUAGAGAAGCAGUUCCGCAGGUAUUGCAAAAGCUGUGGAUUACCAAUCUUUUAUCGUCACAGUGCAGAAAAUUCAACGACUGAAUUUAUUAUAAAGAAUGCAUUAAAACUUCAAGAUGAUCAAGCUGCAUUAUCUGCAUCUAUGUUAUGUCCGAAACGACCAACUGCUGCGAAGCAUAUUGAUGAAAGCUCUGCUAAUGCCAGAUUACUCGAAGCAUUAGCUGCUGAGGCGGCUGCCCUACAGCAAAGUGAAGCCUCGAAUAACGCCCCAUUGCGUCGAAGUGUUCAACAACAAGAAACUACUCAAGGCAUUGAUACCGCUGUCACUGUUUCUACUAUUGAAGAUGAAGAAGAGGAAGCCGAAGCGAAAGAAAUAGCAGAUUCGUAUGCAGCCAAUGCUCGUGUCAUUGAACAAGAAAUGAUUCGGCGUGGCAUCAUAAAACGCCGUUUGGUUGAUGAGGCCAAUGAAGAGGCUCAACAAAGGCGAAUUCGAGGGACGUUAAUUGAAAAGCAAUAA